Xyrichtys novacula (pearly razorfish) is the source of this 3551-nucleotide messenger RNA. The record is from the annotation of a GenBank genome assembly. Lineage: Eukaryota; Metazoa; Chordata; Actinopteri; Labriformes; Labridae.
UACAGUAUCAGUCUUGAAAAACACUUGAUCAUCAUAGCUGGUGAACAGUUUGCUGGAAAGUUUAACAGAGUUAAAGAAAAGUGAGAUCACUAUGGAUUAUGUCCCAGCCAGGAGAAAGAGCUUCUCUGAACAGAGCAGUGGAGCAACUGCUGCUGUGAACGGUAAGAAAUUAUUCUCUGAGUGUGUUGAAAAGCAAAGAUGUGAUCAGUUUAUGUCUGGUUUAAUGACUAUGUAAAAAGGAAUGAAAAUAUAACUGAUGUUCUUUGAUAAGCUUUCACUUUAUUCUAUUAUUUUACAGACCAUUUACUAAACUUUUGAGUUUCAAUGUAUGAUAUCUGCUUUGCUAAAUUUAUGGGAUGUAUCUUUCAUCUUUAAAUUCAUCUCUAAUUUAAAUUUAGUCCCAGAGUGAGACCAGUUGAGAACCACUGGUCUAUGGGAUAACCUCGCUUUUGGCCUGCAAAAAAUGCUAAUGUUUCCAGACAACUAUGUUUGUUUUUUCUGUUUGAUUCCUUCAAUCAGGGAUGAAACUCUUCAGAGUGGUUGCUGUGAGCUUUGGACUCCUCUGUAUCCUACAAAGUGUUCUCAACAUUUCACUGCGAUUUGCUCACAGUAAGUCGCUUCACUCUUAAAAAAUGUUUAAAAAACAUUUUCCUGGGUUAUUUUUGUGCAACCCAGCUGUUGAGUCACAUUCGCAAUCUCCUGCGUCAACCCAGCUGCUGGUCAGACAUGCCCCCAUAUUCAAAAAACAACCCAGCUGCUGUGUUCGCUGGUUUUGACCAUUAAGGACAAGUGAAGCCGGUGGUUAUCUUCGUUAAGACUCCUACUUCUGUGGAUGACAAAUUGUUACCCUUGUUGAAUUUUGCUAGGUUGUCAGCACAGUAAUUGUAUGCAGUACACUAAAGUUAUUUUAACCCUCCUCCCGUGUCAGAGUCUGCACCGACCAGUUUUUGAUUUUAAAUACUUAAAAGAAUCGCUUAAAUUAGUUUUUGUGCAUCAAGACUUUUUGGCUUUGUCAGGAAAUUCUAUUAUCAAUAAUGAAAGUAAACCAAAAAGUUCUGCAUACACUAGUUCAUAGAGACGCACUUCUGUCACCACAUCAAAGUGUCCUGAUAGAAAAUAGUGGACCCAAUAUCAAUAAAAAAGAUUUAAAGAAUGAAAUGGAAAAAUUUUGAUUUUGUUGUUGUUGUUGUUGUUGUAAUUUUAUGCUUGAAGAGAUAAUUUUUAAUUUCUGCUGUUUCAGACAUUUCUGACAUUUCUGACAUUUCUGACAACGUGGGACCAGAUCCGGAGUGUAGCUGUCAAAACCUCACAGUGAGAGAGCAGAAUAACUUUGGUAAGUAUGAGGAUGAAGCUCCUCUUUGCCCUGAGAAAUGAAAAACAAUAGAAAUGAAAGAAAAUAGACAUUAUAAAGACCAAAGGCUGAUAUAAUUAAAAACUUUACCCUGUGAUAAACUGUUUUUGUGCACUGACUGGCCUGGCUUCACUUACUUUCAAUUAGGCAGGUCAGGGUUUAAUCAUGGACUUUAGCAUGAGUUAAAGUGUUCAGUAUAAACUAAUAUUAACCCACUACAGGCGGAUAAGGACAAUCUAGCAGAGGGGACAUUUUCAAAGCUGUAUAAAUCAUUUUGAAAUCAUGAAAAACUUUUUUUAUUUUUUAUUUUAUCCCAAAUUGUCUGUAUGUUAGGCUGGUAGCUGGGUACGAUCAGCGGGAUAAUGUACAGUUAGCAGGUGGUUAUGUGGAAUAGAAUCCCAAUCGGGUGAGACCAGAGCCUUUAGUCAUGAUUUCAUUUAGACCAUAAGUGGUUUUUAUGGAGUAGACAGAAAAAAACUGUUUACUCUAAAAUAUUCAAAAAGAUUUAAUCAUUAUUGCACAAGAACACAAGAACUAUAAGAAUCUGUUUAUUAGUUAUUGAUAGACUAUAAACAAACUGUGUGAGCACUACGUCUAGGACUGUUAAUGGAUAUCAUAGUUUUUUUUCUGAAUUGUCAUCAUUGUUAUUUGAUGGUAAACUCUAAUGGUCUUUUUGCUCUUCUCCACCUCAUACAAAUAUUUUCAAGAAGGAUGGGUGCAUUUCUACUCCAGUCUUUAUUACAUUUCUCCUAUAAAGACAUCCUGGCAGGAAAGUAGGAAGGACUGUCUUAUUCGUGAUGCAGACCUGGCAAUCAUCAACAGCAGAGAAGAGCAGGUGUGUGUGUUUGCCACUGUGUGAAUAAGCAGGAAUUAGAGUUUCAGAGAGACAAUAAAAACAGAAAAGUUCAUCAUUCAAUGAUUUUAAUGUUCGCUUAAGGUGCUUGAUUGUUAAAAUUUUUUUUUUUUAGAACUUUCUGAGAAAAAUCAACAGAAUGAUGUGGAUCGGACUGACUAGUGAAGGGAAACAAGACAAGUGGGUGUGGGUGGAUGGAAGUCCUCUUAACCAAAGGUUUGAAUGUUUUUCUAUUGCUUUCAUAAGAUCAAUUUUAAAUCUGCAGCACUGACAACUUCAUAACUAAAUAUUCGGCACUUUGUAUCCUACAGGCAAGCUGCUCAUCAACCAUCUCAGGUUUUUCUUUUAUAUAAACAAGUUUCUAAAUUAAUUGUUUUAUUUUUCAGUUAUUGGAAACACGGGGAACCCAACAACUAUCAAGGCAUAGCGGAGGAUUGUGUAGAAGUAAACCGCAUAGACGCUGAAAACAGCUGGAACGACAGACCAUGUAAGGAUCUGAACUUCUGGAUCUGUGAGAAGACUGUUGCUUUUUAACUCCACAUUUUGAACCCCUGCAUGGGAGCCACAGAGCACCAAUCCUAUGGUUCAAACACAUAUAGGCUACACACAUUGUCUAUAAUGUAGAGAUUUCUUCAGAUUUUAUGUAGUUUCUGAAGUCCACUCGCGUUCAGCCUUGAACAAAUGUGGUCUUUACACCACAUGCCAAGAUAUCCCAGCAGGUACUUUUUAAGGCAUGGCACAACUUUUUCCAGUCUUCUUAUGCUGUAGUUCACGUGUAUAGUGCAUGGUUUAAUGUAUAGAACAUUUUUAUUGCAGUUUAUUGAUUUUACUCAGCAGCUUUAAUAAUUAACUGUGAAUAUUUAGAUUUUUUUUUGUAUAAAAUUCGAAGUCAGGGCGGUCAAUACCCCACUGUGCUUGUGGGUUUACCUGACACUCCUGUGUUCACAACACAAGGCUUUUAUAUAUGGACAAUUCCCUUGAGUUUAGUGUGCAGAGAUGCCUAUUUUUAGUCUAGGGUUCAAAAGAGGCUAAAAAGUCCCUUACAGACAACAGUGGGACGGCCCCAGGUCCCCAUAGACUCAGCGAGAAAUCUCUAUUGUAGAUUUUUGAUACCCUUGGUUCAGGCUACAAACUUGUUCAUUGUUCAUGUUUAUUAUGUUUACCCUCCAACAAAGAAAAGAGACAAGUGAAAAGUGCUUCAUUUUACUACUGUAACUUCACUUGAGAAUUUAUGUCUAUGUCUCGGAGAAGUAUGCAGAUAUUCUACACAGUUGAUUUGUUCAAUAUUUGUAAAAUGUUGAUGGAAUAUUGAUAUGUGAAAUCAAUAAAAAAGAAUUUAAAAAAAAA